This is a messenger RNA of Paramacrobiotus metropolitanus, 1208 nucleotides long. RefSeq names its product neuronal calcium sensor 2-like. The transcript is spliced from 5 exons. Lineage: Eukaryota; Metazoa; Tardigrada; Eutardigrada; Parachela; Macrobiotidae. Bases 395 to 1051 code for a protein of 218 amino acids. The record is from RefSeq and is a predicted model, not a curated record. Gene Ontology annotation, molecular function: calcium ion binding.
AUGGCUAGUGCAGCCGACACGAUGGAUUUAUUACUCAAUAUGCAUAUCUAAAGCAUUAAAGUGCACGACAACGACAACAUGCAAUCAUGCAUCCUCUCUUCCUGUGAGCAGGUUGUUUUAUGAGCUCGUAACUGUUUUAUUCGCGCAAACUGCAGAUUUUGGACGGAAACAAUAUUGGAGAUUUUUGCAUAAAACAAGAGAAGUAUUGGAAACGCCGUUUUCAUGGGUUUACCGUCAUCCAGUAAUCAGGCACACAUAACCGGCAAUAUUGACGAGCGGCAAUUGUCCCACAGUGCUUUCCAAAGAAUGACUAUUGUGUGAAUGCGUUACUCCUGUGAUCACACAAAUUACUAGCUUACCCAACAGUUUUUGUGUAAAGCGGUUUGGCAAAGCGAUGGGAAAUCGAGAAGGAAAACUAUCCAGCCGCGUUGGAGAUUCCGAUAUACCAGGAGCAUGCAAACUGAAAAAGUCGGAUAUGGACUUUCUGAAGGCAAACACCACAUUUGAUGAAGCAACAAUAUCGGAGUGGUAUAUAGAAUUUAUGAGAGACUGCAAAAACGGAAAAUUAUCCCCUCAGAAAUUUAUGGAAGUCUACGAAGUUCUGUGUCCGGGUGGAGAAGCGAAAGCCUUUGCGAAGCAUGCCUUCCGCACGUUUGACAAAGACCGCAACGGUUUUAUUGAUUUCAAAGAGUUCUUGAUGGCCGUAAACGUAACAUCAUCGGGAACAGUCGAACAGAAGCUGAAGUGGGCCUUCAAUAUGGUCGACAUUGAUGGAAAUGGAACCAUUGAACUGAAUGAGAUGGUCAAAGUCAUAGCGGCGAUACAAGAAAUGUCAGUAGCUUUAGCAGCUUCUCGUACCCAUUCCUCCUCCACAACCAAUCCUGUCAUCCAAGCAGCCUCGACGCUUAAUCCUACCGAACGUGCCAAGCAGAUUUUCUCCCAAAUGGAUGCCAAUCACGACGGCAUCCUGGAUGAAAAAGAGUUCAUGAGCGGAUGUAUGAACGACCAAUCUCUUGUGCAAAUGCUGCUCAUGAGCGGCAGUUUCACCUGAAAGUGAUUUUUCUCUUUCCGACAAAUUUAUUUAAGCAUAAUAUGAAAACUUAAUGCACAAAAUAAAUGCCAGUAGCCAUAUACACGUAUGUAGUAAAUGUCGAGCUGCAUGCCGAUAUACCGCAGAUGCUGCAUAAAGAUAUAAAAUAUAUUAUCGA